UUGAUGUCAGUGUCUGUUUUCAGCAUGGGAACAUGUUUAAGAGGUCCAAAUCUGAUUUUUAAGGCAAAGCAGUUACAAAGGCUACAGUUAAUUCCAUGUUUAUCCUGCUCUCAACUACAAAGUUCCACUCCUAGAGACACAUAUCCCAAAAUCUAUGGCCCCAAGAAGAUAAACAGGUCCCCAACAGCUUUGUUAGAAGCUCUGGAAGAAAGUGUUGGCCAUGAAUGUCGAAGUUAUGGGAAGUUUUCCAUUGAUGACCCAGCCUGUUACCAUCGCCAGUUUAAUAAGGCAGAAAUGAUGCUUUCUACAGCAUCAGGGAGGAAAGCGGCCAGAAUGAUGAUGAGUAUGUACCCCCAGGUGUUUGAGGGGACACCUGCUCACAUACCUGUGGAACCCCCAACUAAGGUAUUUGAUCCUGUUGUGAGUAAAGAAAGUGAAGAUAAUUUAGAGGAAGCAAUUAAAGAGCAGAUGGAGCAAAGAGAUGUAGAAAAGGUUUUGGCACUUUGCCAUAAAAUGAUUCCAGAAGGGAAUACGAUGUCUGGAGAAACCAUAGAACGUUUGAUUCAUUUCCUCAGCUUCUAUUACCAGAGGGACCACACUGCCACAGAACCAGAGGAGAUCGAACUCAUGGAGAAAGUCAAAGCUGAAAAAUACUUACCAUUAGAUAGUGUUCUGAACGAUUUGUUCUUAUUCGAAGCAGAGAAGUCCCCUGCUGUGUAUAAUUCAUUCAUUCGACAGUAUCUAAAUUCUUCAGAGAUGAAAAGGCCAAAAGAAUGUCUGAGAUUUUACGAAACAAUGAGGAACACUAAAACACCGUUUGAGAGGAAAACCUAUCACUACAUACUUAGACACGCUCCAGUGAUUUUUGGGUCUCUUCAAGAACCAUACAAAGCUGUCCAGCAAAUAUUGACUGACAUGAAAAAGGCUGGUUACCACCCUACAAUAGAAACUUAUAACAUGGCUCUGCAGGGACUAAAAUAUCAACGCUUUGACAUGAAUAAUUCAGAAUGCCUGAAUUUUGCCUUCAAACUUAUUGCUGAUAUGAAGGAUCUAAGAAUAGAGCCCACGUUGGACACUUGGAGUAUACUCACUAGUCUGUUAGACAUGUCAGUGUUUGGAAAAGGAACAAAUUCAGGGGUCAUGCAGGUCAUGAACCACAUGCUGGAUGAGGUUGAGGGAAAGAGAUUUAAGGACGUAGGCUCAGAAGGCAGGAAAUUCAUCAUGAGAGCCUUAAAGACUGCACUCUUUCACCAAGACCUUGACUUUGCGUACAGAAUUGAUGCUUUUUACAAAACGGGACAGAAUUAUAAACUUCUUGAUGAUCAUGAUCACUAUUCAUAUAGGGUGAUUAUGUUUGUAAUAGCUGUGUACAAGGAGCCCAGUCUGGACAAAGUUGUAGAUCUGUACACAGCACUACAGCCUGUGGAUGAGAUAAGGUUUGUGAAUGUAUUCCGCAAGUUCAUCAAAGACCUGACGGUGACAAAGUCCUACAAGUUUAUUCCACAACUUCUAAAUUCUUUCCAUUCUGCCAGUUUCAAUUUGGCAGAAAUAACAGCUUUCCUGGCCAAAGAGAAGCAACCAACACUGGUGCAGGUAAAAUUGUCAGAGUUUGUGAAGGUGAAGCUGUCAGAACUAGAGGAAAGACAGAAUGUGAGACCAAAAAUGGAAUUAUUGGAGAACAUGCUAAUGAUAGCCAUGAAUGGUGAAAACAUUGAAUUAGCUUGGAAAGUGUUCACAUUUAUUAUAACCAAUAGAAAGAAUAUGUAUGGAGCAGAGAUAUCCAUGAUCCAACCUUUUGAGGGACUUUUAGAUUACUACAUUUCUGCAGAUGACUUAGGAAAAUGUGCAGAAAUCAUGAAGUUUCUGGUGAAGGAAGUCCCCCAUGAUGUAGUGGAGAGUCUAGGAGAGAAAAUCCUCAGUAAUAUUCCUAUGAAUGAACUGGAAAGGGAGCAGCUUCAGAGAAUAAUGAAGAGAGCAACAAUCACAAAAAAGAAACGAUCAACUCGACAAUAUUUAGCCAGAUAUUAAUAAAAAUUAUCGUAUUUCCUCA
Molecule: messenger RNA, 2050 nt
Organism: Saccostrea cuccullata (small rock oyster)
Lineage: Eukaryota; Metazoa; Mollusca; Bivalvia; Ostreida; Ostreidae
Product: small ribosomal subunit protein mS39-like
Exons: 25
Coding region: 4-2028 (674 amino acids)
Biological process (GO): mitochondrial translation
Cellular component (GO): mitochondrion
Molecular function (GO): rRNA binding; protein binding; ribosomal small subunit binding
Source: RefSeq, a predicted model, not a curated record